AUGAGCCUUGAAAUCAAUCCAAAUGAUGAACUUAUUUUCCAAGGUACAUGCGACGAAGUGUGUAAUGCAAAUUUGAAUUUGACCAAUCGUGGCACGGAACGGUUAGCAUUCAAAAUUAAAACAGCAUGUGAACAUCAUCGAAUAAAACCAUACAAAGGUUUUAUAGAUUUAAAAGAAGCUGUUGAUGUUCAAGUUACCUAUAAACCUCAAGCAAAUAUUGAUUCUCAGCAAGUAAAUAAACAAAACCGAUUGGUGAUCAAAUAUCUUGUUGUUCCGAAAACAUACAAUGAUGAAUUCGAUACAUUUUGGAAAGAAUAUGGGACACAGACAGAUGACACUCAACAAGUCAUUUUACAAUGUCGAUUUGUUUCUAUCCCGACGACACCGGCUCUUCCUGCAACUCCAAAACUACCUGCCAGCACAAGUGCAAAAAACACAGUCGUUCAACAAAACUCGGCGAAUCUAAUUCGGCCUAUAUUAAAACCUGCCAUACAAAGUCCACCGAUCAGCCCUUACGUCUUACCAUCACAAGUACCACAACAAACUGUAAUCCAGCAAUCAUGGCAAGAUGCAUGCGACUAUGAUCUACGUGAAAGGUACACUCCAAAAAAAUCUCGUUUUAAGUCGCUCUUUCGUCGAAACAAGAAAUCUGUACGAACAAGAUCGAUUCCUACUAAAACACCGCUAAUUCCUCCACAAGUGGCACCAAUCCCUCCACGAACAGCACCGGUUCCUCCACGAACAAUACCGAAUCCUCUACUAGUAUUACCCUUGCUUUAUACAUCAAAUGAAACUUCGGAGUCUGAUGAAGACGAUCAAUCGAAUAUUAAAAUUCGGUCUGGUAAUUUAAUGUUUACAAAUACUGACGUCAUUGUCGUAAGUCGAUCAUCGGCAUAUUUGCUGGAAAACAUUUUAAAAGCAGUGGGACAAUCCUUCAGAGAUGAAUAUGACAUGAAAUUACGUCGAGAUCCAGAUGCUUCUUUGAUCUCUAUCAGAACUAGGGAUGAACUACCAGCGAAAAGAGUUUACUUUGUUUCAUGCCAACUUGGUUCUGAUCAGGUUCAAGCGGGUUUAUCAAUUAAGAAUUUAAUUACUGAGGCUAUGAAACGGGCAAGCAAUGAUGGAUAUCAAAGUAUUGCAUUUCCAGCUAUUGGCUGUGGCUUAGCCGGUUGUUCAAGUAGUUUUGUUGCUAAGACAAUGGUCGGAGAGAUUUACAAUCAAUUGAAAACAUAUUCUCUUACAAUUCUCUUUGUCAUCGAAUUCGGAAAAUACGACAUUUUUGAUCAAUUUAACAAAGCUAUCAAAUCAAUACCACAAGUAGAAGAGUCCGAUACAGAAAUGAAGCAGAUAUUAAUAGAUGUAGGAAACAGUGUAGUGAUUGUUGAAAAGGGAGAUAUUCUCCAGCAAACAACGGAUGUUAUCGUUGGUACAACAACAUCGAAUCGCUUGAAAAAGUCAAUGCUCGAAGCGGCUGGAGAUGAGACUAUGUCUGCUUACGAACAUGAAUAUCAACGUGAUCCGAAUAGAAACCUGAUUUCUGUCCCGGGUGGUCAACUAUCUGUCCAUCAAAUCUAUUUUUUCCAAUGGGAACCAUCCAGGAACUUAGCUCUUCUACGAAAAUCUUAUAUGGAUUUAAUAUCCACUGUUUUACAACAUGUUAUAACUGAUGGUUUUACAUCAAUCGCUGUACCGAUCAUUGGAUGCGGUGAAUAUAGUUAUUCGACAAGUCAAGUCGCAAAAAUGAUGCUUGCUGACGUCAAAAAUCAGUUGACGAACAGCGACAGUUCUCUAAUAGUGAAAUUUAUCAUUCGACAUGAACAGAAAGAUAUUUAUGAUAUUUUUCGUGAUCAAAUGUCAAUAAUCUCAGAUGUUACCGAUGCAGCUACACUUGAUUGGCUUGACCAUGGAACAUCAGCACCCAUUCAUAGCACUGUUGGAUUUAAUUUUAGUUUACCUUCGACAUGGGAAUGUGGAAGAGAUGGUCAAAACUCUUUCACACUAGACGUUUCGUCAGAUGAGUAUAACGAAGUGUUGAGUAAGUUUCAGCCGACAAUGCUGGGUUCCUAUUCGAAAAUAAUGCGAAUUGAACGAAUUCAAAAUGAACGUUGUUAUUUACAAUUCAAAAUCCAUCGUCAAGGUUUACGAGAAGAAUUAAAGACCGACACCGAGAAGGUCUUAUUUCAUGGCUGUCCUGAACAAGCGAGUCAAUCGAUUAUCAAGCACGGUUUCAACAGAAAUUUUGCUGGAGUUAAUGGUACACAAUACGGUCUUGGUGUUUAUUUUUCAGACAAUGGAUCGUACAGUCAUUUUUAUGCUAAAUCAAAUGCAGUAGGGGAACGACGUAUGUUUUUAGCGCGUGUUCUGAUCGGUAAAUCAUGUCUUGGACAUGCAUCCCAGAAAACUCCCCCAGACGGAUAUCACUCAACGACAGAUGGUAUUCAAAUUUUUGUGACUUAUCAUGAUGCACAAGCAUAUGCAGAAUAUUUGAUUGUUUAUCAAUAA
Molecule: messenger RNA, 2502 nt
Organism: Adineta ricciae
Lineage: Eukaryota; Metazoa; Rotifera; Eurotatoria; Adinetida; Adinetidae
Source: the annotation of a GenBank genome assembly